GCCUCGCUCUCGCGAGAGUUAUGGCAAAGCCGCAAGCGGCGCGCGGUGCGAGGGGAAUCUGUCACCUUCAGCGGGGAGAAAAUGCCGUUCUUGCAUCGCUCGGAGCCGGGCCUUGGCGAACACUGCCUCACGCUGAGGGUUCUGAUGGACGUGCAGCUCAGGGCCUGGCCGACAACCUCUGUGCUCAGAGCCGCCCUCUGACCCGGACUGCGGGAGAGAGCAAACGAAGGCAUCCUUUACACCAACCUUAGAGGCUGUAAUUCCUUCAGGUAGAACCCAUAUCUGAACUGAACAGAGGUUACAAAGAAGCGUUGACAUCUGUGCAGUUCACUCUUAUCACCUCCUUUAGCAUAUUAGAUUAAAAGUGCUACCAGAGCAAGACCGAGUCCAAGUAACGUGCUGGACAGCCUUUAUUCUCAUGGCAUGCCGGUUUCCACUUCCUCCUUGUCAACUUUGCACAUACCUGAAUAGCUUGGAGGAAUCGCAUUGCUCCACAUUAAGUCCACGAUAAAUAACAAUUAGCAGCAACAGCUGAGAAUUAACAACCCUUUCCCCACUAGGAAAUAGUUUGCAUUAGUCAGGGGAAAGUGUCAAUGGGAGCAGUAGCACAGUCUCAAAUGUGGAAAUAAAGCAACAGCAAAAGAGAUGAAAACGGCACGAGGCUGGGGGGGGAGUUAGGAGUAUUCCUUCCAGAAAAGGCUGCUUGAUAGAAACGUAAUGGUAGGUACAAAAAUCAGACAGAGACAACAAGGCACCACCAUUACUGGUGCUUGCAGAUCACUGCAGGUCUCGCUGCUCCUAGCUCACAAAACAGCAGCGUAAAUUGCUUCAGCCCCGAGGGGCCGUACGAUGCUACCUGUGAGAGGAAGUGGUCUUUCGUUUUCCUUGCAUGGAAAAACAAACGUGGUAAGUUAUGUCAAGUGACACCCUCGUUUCUCAGAGCUUAGUUUAUAAUAGGACACUUUAUAUUGGGUAAGUAGUAUAGAUUGGGGCCACAUCUGCAUAAUAAAGGCAACGCUCCUGCAAGUUACAUCUUGCAGUGCUGUAAUUACAGACUUUAUGGUCGGUAAGCAUAUUUAAACACAACUGAGCCCAACCACAUUCUAACCUAUUUGCAUUUCAUCCUCACAGAUAGAACCAGUACCUGUAACCGUUUGAUGCAGCGACAGCUGUGCAGCUUAUAGAUGCAGUGAGACAUGAUGGAACUGCUGGCUUUUGCCAAACUCCCCUGUAACCCACAUGCGUUUAACAAAUACACCUUUGACCCGUUCAGUUGCACUGGCAUCAGCAACUUUGUGCUAAAAACACAAGCUGGUGCCUGGUAGGAACUACUUAUCUUUAGGGUAAAGCUGUCUUUUUUAUGAUCAGAUACAGCCAUUCAGCUCUUGAGGAAAAACUCUCACCUGCAGAGAUGUGUUCUGAGCACCUGACUGAGUGGCAGCAUGUGCACAUGCACAGGGAGCAGUGCCAGCACUAACAGUGACAUGGUGCUGGCUUCACAUGACUCGUCUGGGAGGGGACAGCCAACUCCUGCUUGGAAACACCCCAGCGCCGGUGCCUAAACCCUCAUAAAGCUUCCACAGCAGUAGUGAAAGGUGAGGAGUUGUACUCUGGGCUCUGAGCAGACACAAAGGACCUCUGCUAGGCUACAAUCAGCGGGAGGUGAGCAAAGAGACAGAGCUCAAAGGUAUCGAGGCUUGAAAAUACCUGAUUGAAACUGAAGAAAUCACUAAAAGGCAAUAUCGUAUGCGUGUUUAAAAUACAAUUGUAAGCUUUUCUAGGGACUGUACUUGCCUUCUGAGCUAUGCAGAGCUUGGCACGAUAGGAGACCCACCAGACAUAACAUCUCGUCCUGUAUCUGGCUGUACAGUGUGGCUGAUGUGCAGCUGUUGUGGAGAGCAGUGCAUUCCUCCUUUCUGAAACGCCGCAAGAGGAGUACUCCCAAGGCACUUGCUACCACCAUGAAGAUGAAGAGAGACUCCGGGUAUCCCACCAUGGCUGCACAUCAGGACCAGGAAGAGAAGCUCUGGGUUGCCGUGAAGAUGUCUGCCAUUGUCCUUGGCUCAGCCCUGCUCAUAUUCACUGCCUUAAUGAACUCUGUUUCUUGGUAUGUGCAAAAGAUCUGGGAUACUUCGGGCUACUUCUGGCAGACAACAUGGCUGAAGCUUUACGACCUGUUUGAGGGAAGGGAAUGGUCGCUUUUCCUCUUCGGGGCUGCACUGGUUCCUAGCCUUGCUUUUUGGUGCUUCAAUGGAAUCCUUAUGGUGGCUGAUGUAACAGGAAAGCCAACCUUCAUUACUCGGUAUCGCAUUCAGCUGGGCAAGAACGAUCCUGUGGACACACAGAAAUUGCGACAAGCCAUCCACACAGCGCUGUUUAAUCAGUUCUUUAUCUCCUUUCCCAUGCUCGUGCCCAUGUUCUAUGUAAUGAAAUGGUGGGGCAACACCUUCAGCAAGGAAUUACCCACUUUCCAGUGGUUUCUUAUGGAGCUGAGCAUCUUUACCUUAAUAGAGGAAAUCCUCUUCUAUUAUUCACACAGGCUUGUUCAUCUCCCACUCCUGUACAAGCACAUCCACAAGAAGCACCAUGAAUGGACAGCCCCCAUUGGUGUGGUCUCCAUUUACGCUCACCCAUUAGAACACAUACUCUCCAACACGCUGCCUGUCAUGACUGGCCCGAUGCUCAUGGGGUCUCACGUGGCUGUAAUCGCAGCGUGGUUCUCCCUUGCUCUUGUAACAACAAGCAUUUCGCACUGCGGUUACCACCUGCCCUUCCUGCCAUCGCCAGAAUUCCACGACUUCCAUCACCUCAAGUUCAACCAGUGUUACGGAGUCCUGGGAGUGCUGGAUUAUCUGCACGGAACAGAUGAUGUGUUCAGACAAAGCAAAGCCUACGAGAGACACAGGGUCCUCCUCAGCCUCACCCCGCUCUCCAAAAGCAUCCCAGAUAUACCCAAGAAGGCAGAGUGAACCCUCCAGCCUGCAGCUCCUGCAGAGCCCAGGGACAAGGAGAGGAGCAGACAGUGAAUUACACUAACUAGUAUUUUACUUGGGAAACAAGUUAUUAUUCACAAGUAAUGAAUCUCAAAACUGAACUUAACACGAUCCUUGAGAUGACUGCAUGUAGUGCCUGUUAUUUUCCACCUAAAGCAUGAAAAAACAACUCUAGAAAGUUAUUUCUAAACCACUGCACUGCUUCUUGGUUCCAGCUGCCUACAUGUAAGAUGCAUUCUAGGCUACGUGGUUGUGGGAGUUGCAGAAUUCUCAUUGUUAAGGUUAUAACUUUUCAUAGGCCAUGCCAUGGCCUCUGCCAGCAGCAUUCUAUAACAAUAGCAGUAUGAUCACUGUAACUACCUAGCACAGGAAUCAAACCCACAUGGCUUCACACAUCCCCUUCAUGCACGUAACAGGCCUGCUUUUCCCUCAGCAGUUUUUCCACUCUGUAAGUUGCAGGUCUGAUUUCAGGGCUCUUCAUCAACACUCCACAAACCAACCUCUGCAAAUGCAGAGUUUCUCCCAUAGGAAAAGUAAGGACAGUUGGGAGCUGAUAUGUUUUUCCUGUUGAAUUUAUAUGGGAGGAAACAAGAGCCCUCCCAGUCACUGUCCCCACAAGAAGGAAGGUCCCUUCAGCCUGGAAUCCAACUGACACAAGUCCUGCUACAUCAGCUCCCACUGGUGAGCCUGAUGGGUGUCAGCCCACGGCAGCAGCUCUUCCUGCACUGUCCUCCAGUUCCUCCAAGAGCCCUGCACCAGCCCAGCCCAUCCACAGAGCCUACAGCCCCCUGGGGAAAACACAACGGUUAGCAGAACAGAAAACCCAAACCUCACUGUCUUUUGAAGUUUUUAUUUUUAUACAUUUUUUUUUUGUAUUAAAAAGGAAAAAGCAUAAUUACCACAAAUUACAAAGGACUAAAGCAUUACUAGAAUAAUGAAUCACAUCAGCCUAGAAAGCAGAUACUCUGAAUAAUAUUAAUGUUAUAAUACAAGCUCUCAUUCAAGUAUUUUACAUUUUUCUCUUUUCCUUUUAUAUGCGAUGAUGAUCCUAGCACAUGGGUCAAAGAUUAUGUACUAUCGACAGAAGAUGGAUCAUGUACAGCGGGCCAUAUUAACAAGAUUUUCCUCCCAACUGAUAAA
Molecule: messenger RNA, 4133 nt
Organism: Gallus gallus (chicken)
Lineage: Eukaryota; Metazoa; Chordata; Aves; Galliformes; Phasianidae
Gene: FAXDC2
Product: fatty acid hydroxylase domain containing 2
Exons: 11
Coding region: 1962-2969 (335 amino acids)
Biological process (GO): sterol biosynthetic process
Molecular function (GO): iron ion binding; C-4 methylsterol oxidase activity
Source: RefSeq, a predicted model, not a curated record